CCACGCGACCGCGACGACUGCGACAGAUUCCUAACCUCAAAAAGGUUUUGACAUAUGAGCUCUCACAGCAUCCGCUGACGCAAAACAAAAGUGAUUUAAAUCUAUAUUUCGAGACUAUAAAACUGCAAAUGUAAAAUGAUUCUUUGGGAUAGAGUUCGUAAUCAUUGUACGUGGAAUGGUGGUGCUAAACAAAUUUCCGUCGACGCCGUGAUACCGCUUUUCGCAGUUCCCGUCUUGGCGGUUAUCGCAGCACAAAACCUCCUCUGCACCGUCCUAAUUUUCGUGAUAACCCCUCUCCUGAUUUAUUACUUGCACAACAAUUUCCUACGAUUUUUACUGCGGACUAAGUUUUUUUUCAUGUGGACAAUCACGAGUGUGCUAAUGAUGAUGCUCGUCUUCGAAUGCAGUGUCGUGCCGUUGCUCGAGAUCCUGCCAGAGGAGAAUUUAGUUUUUAUAGUUUGUGUUGUCGGUGCCAUGUGCUGUGGAUACAAAACUAGGAUUUUAGCGGAUCAAAUCAUACAGGAAGGAAAUCAUGUCCAGGGUCUAGAACUCGGUGAAGGAAGUGGGGAACUUUGUCCUAACUGCAGAAGACGCGCUCCACCAAAAGCGUUUCAUUGUCGUGUUUGUCAGACGUGCAUCCUUGGAAGAGAAUACCACUGCAAAUGGUUGGAUUGCUGCAUAGGUUCCAGUAAUUUACGCUGGUAUCUAGCUUGUCUACUUUUCUCAGCAAUCGCUUUUAUAUAUGGUUCCAAUUUAACGAUGACUACUGUUUGUCAUCCAUUUAUACUGAUUGGAACCGUUCUUCUACCAGAUGACUGCAGUGAUGUCUACCACGAAAUAGACAUUGCAGUUUGCUUCGUUUCUGCAGUUUACAGUCUACUUGUCGGUCUAGUCAUAACAUGUUAUUUCAUCUAUCACCUUUGGCUCAUUUACCAGGGGAUGACAUCCAACGAAAGACGCAAUCUGGGUAGGGAAAGUCACUGCGAUGACGGAAUGCUAAAAAGUGUAUCUCGACUCUUUUGUUGUAAAACGUAGGUAUCGAUUUUCGUUCAAAGUCCUCAAAAAUCACGUCAAAUUAUCAUCCUUUCGUCUUACGUGAUUUUGAAAUAAUUAUGCGGAACAUAAAUCGCGGAUGAAAAUUGAACAAAGCCAAUCACAAAAUGUCAGAAAUUAAAAUGAGGAUAUUUUUUAACUUUAUUUCUACUUUUUCAUAAACAAAAUAAAAAAUGGGACAUUAUUUUGCCGAAAAAUGAAAAUCUCAAAUGUUGAGAAAUAUCGGAAAUAUAAUUUAAAACCCGAAAAAUGUUUAUGAAGUUGAAAUAUUACAAUAAUAAAAUUAUUGAAGUUUAAAAACUCGACAUUUGAAAUUAAUUUUCGAUAAUUAUAUUUUUGGUAUUUUCAAACAUGGCGGAUUUUCCUUUUUCGGCAAAAUGACGUUAUCCCGAAAAAAAAAUCAGGAAAUUUCUCAUUUAAUUAUCUUUCAUAUUUUAAUUUACUAGUCAGUUAGGCCUAAUAAAAAUAAAAAAGUUCGAAUUUUUAGUCCUCGUUUUAAUUGUGAGACGUUCAAACCUGCUACGGUUUCACGACUAAUUUUAAAAUUAUAUGAAUUUAGUCGAGGUAUCUUGUAUUUAAUGAGCUAUUUAUUUGCUUCGCAAUUUAAUUAACCACUUUCAUUAAAUCCAGUUAUAUGUGAUCUUUGUUAAUUUGAUGGUACUUGGAGGGAAAUUGAUUUCAUUAUUUUUUAGAUGAAAUUCAUUCUGCAAAAAGGCCAAAGGCUCAAGUCUGUGUUAUACAUAUAGAGACAGAAAUUUUUGGUGGUAGAAAAUAAAUGGAAGUAAAUGUGGUAGAAAAACUAGCAUAUUUAAUGUUAAGUUCCUUCUUUGCAAGCGUUUUUCUUAAAGAAAAUUGUAUUUUCUUCAGUACGACGCUCUCUUUGUUGACAGAGACUAGAAAGACUGCUAUGUCUAUUCCUUCAGUGUUUUUUUUUUCGAGGCCUUGCAUAAGUGCAUUUUAGCUAGUGAAUUAAAUCAUGUGCACAAAUGAGUAUGAACCUAUUUUAUUUUUUUAUUACGUUUUUGUUUUUAUUUUACUUUCUGUUUUAUUGCGAGAAUAAGCUGGGAAUUAUUUGGCCACAGUUUCGAGAAAUACAAGCAUUCUGAGAUUUACUUUCCAAUUCCAGGCAUCACAGUACCCUAUUUUCAAAAUUUGGUCCCUAUAGUACCCUAUGUGUAGCUCAUAAUGUAACUAUAAUAGGUUCACUUUUCUUUCAUUAAAUUGAAUCUUGGGUUAUAUUAACUACAUAUUUCUUAAUUGUCUUGAAUUUUUUUGAAAUAUUUCAGCGUAUUUUUAAAGAUUUAGAGACAUUUUAAAUAGAUUUCAACGAUUUGAAGGGAUUUUAAGAAUUGUU
Molecule: messenger RNA, 2407 nt
Organism: Belonocnema kinseyi
Lineage: Eukaryota; Metazoa; Arthropoda; Insecta; Hymenoptera; Cynipidae
Gene: GABPI
Product: palmitoyltransferase ZDHHC23
Exons: 3
Coding region: 136-1035 (299 amino acids)
Biological process (GO): peptidyl-L-cysteine S-palmitoylation; protein targeting to membrane
Cellular component (GO): endoplasmic reticulum; Golgi apparatus
Molecular function (GO): protein-cysteine S-palmitoyltransferase activity
Source: RefSeq, a predicted model, not a curated record